UUAUUUGGCCAAUUGUGAUUAUUUUAUGAUAUAUGUGUAACACGUCAUCAAAAUGAACAGUUUCCUUAAAGUGUUUGUUUUACAUUUUUUUCUGCCUCAACACCUUAACGUAUUUAUUAGAUUUUAGACAAAAAAACAUCUUGUUCAUAUGUGCAAUGAUUAACAAUAUUCAGAUAUAAUCAUGACAUUUCUACUUAUUCUUGAAUAGUCACGUGGUCUUACACCUUCAUCCACCGGAAACGACAGAAAAACUUUAGUCCGUUUUUGGGGGUUAUACUGGACUCACAUCAUGUUAAUUUUCUUUAAAUUAUUUGUUUCUUUUACAUUAAUUUUUAAUACUGGAAAUGGACAAAAAGUUGAUUUAUCUAAUCAAAAGGAUUUAAUUCUGAAAUUACACAAUGGUUAUCGAGGAUUACAAGGAGCGUCAAACAUGAAAAAAAUGAGAUGGAGCGAUAAACUUGCAAGAGAAGCUGAGAAAUGGGUUGGUCGUUGCUGGUACCAGUUUUUAGCUGGUACGAAUGGAGAAAAUAUGUUCUAUCUAGAGUCUGCAUUACCAGACCAAGUGUUGAUAGAACGUGCCAUUGACACGUGGUAUUCAGAAAAAUAUGGCUGGAGACGAUCAGGUGACUGUACAGAUGCUUGCAGUUAUACUCAGGUGGUUUGGUCGAAAACGGACGAAGUUGGGUGUGCUGCUCAUCGAUGUGCACAACUGAAUUUAGUGGAGGAAUUUGUUAAUAAUGGCUGGUUCAUUACAUGUCUUUACAAUCCAAAAGGUAACACUUUAGGACAGAUGCCAUUUGAAGCAGGAAAUCCGUGUACUUUAUGUGAUCUAGGAGAACGAUGUAUGGACAAAUUAUGUGUCAAAAGUGGACUGUCUCGACCUAAAGUUUCUGUACAAAAUCGGCGACCACCAAGACCACGAGUUAAGCCAAUAUUGUCAUUUGAUGAUGUACAGAAACAAAAAAGAGUAUCAAGACAGCUUCCACGAAAUUGGUGGAACAAUGGACCUGUAAAUCCUAUGUUUCUGGAUAGUUUCAACAGAGGACUAACAACGCCUCCAUUUUUUGAUAGUUUCAAUCAAAACUCAAGCCCACCUACAAAACAACAAAUAGAAGAAGUCAUAACGAUUCGACCAACAGACCCAAUACCUAAACAUGCAAAUAUACCUGUCGAUCAGCUACAACUCUUUAUGCAUGAAAGUGCUUUUGGAUUAGAAGAAUUGAAACCGCAGGAAAAUGUAAAACAGAAUGAAACGUUAGAAAGCUUAGUAAUUCCAAAUGAAGACCCUUCAAAGACAAAAUCUCUAUAUGACGACUCGACAAAACCGAAAAAUUUUACAGAUGAUAAUUCUAAAGAUAUUAGUCCAGUGUAUGCACAAAUGACGAUAAAUGGUCCAGUAUUUUCAUUUAGAAGUACUGUUUUUAAAUCACAUCGAAAUGAACAGGGAAAUGAAGCUGAAAAGCAAAUAAAGAAUAGAGAAAUAACAACUAGGUCGACGACCACAUCAACUACAACAACAACAACUACAACCCCGACACCUACAAGAAAAAUUCCAAAAUGGUUUGAGCUUAAAAUAAGUCAAACAGACGACUCUAAUGUCAAACAGAAUAACAAGAACUCGCGUAACAUACCAGAAUUACCCGAACAGAUUCAUAACCGAGGAAAUCAGGAAAUAAAAACAAAUGGAAAGCCACCAACACACUUAAACCAAAGACACAAGUCCGAGGACAAAUCUCCAACAGACAAAAAUCCAGACAAACAAGACCGGCCAAGAAAAGGACCUCCAGGUAGACGUUUCAAGCCAAAGGUACGAUUUGUUUUCAAAACAUCAGUAGCCAACCAAAAUGAAGAAUAUCGUGACGCACAAAUUUUUGGAAGUACCACAAUGUUUCCAGAUCAAACAGCAAAUCCAAACCAGAGGACAGACUUGAUUAACAACCCAGUUUCAGCUGUAACUGCUCCGGCUCCUCCUACUCCUCCACCAAACCCAUUACUCUGUCCAGAUAGUGACACUAACUGUAAACACUGGAAGCAAUAUUGCAGUACCAAUGAUCAUGUAGCUAAAAAUUGUCCUGGAACCUGUGAUACCUGCCCAACCCCACCACCAGAUCCAGUAUGCCCUGAUCUUGAUCCAAGUUGCCAUUUAUGGGCGACAUACUGUGCGCAAAAUGACUAUGUCAGAGAUCAUUGUUUCAAUACUUGUAACAACUGUACAUAUGCAGUACAUGGUAAUACACAUAUGGGUUUCGGUCAUGGAUUUCAUCACAGUGGCAAGUAGAUAGUUAGAGUUACACCGCCAGCGAAUGGAUUAAUGGCAUUACCAUUACUGUCAACAACUUCUACCACUGCAGCUCCUUGUAUAGAUAAAGACCAGUACUGUUCAGGAUGGAAAAAUUUGUGUUAUACUGAUGAAUAUGUCAAAUUUAACUGUAAAAAAUCUUGUACAUUUUGUAAAUAAUUCACUAAUCCGUCAACCUCAUCUAUCUUUGAUGUAUUUACUGUUAACCUGCACUGCAUUGUUUCAUGUUCAUGUAAUUGUUUACUCUUCGGUGAAAAUAGUCCUCUUAUUGUUGUCAUUGUUCUUGUACUUGUGACAAAAUAUGUGUGUACAUUUCAAAUCAUUAUUUGACUGAAUAAACAAUAUUAAC
Mytilus trossulus (common blue mussel) is the source of this 2648-nucleotide messenger RNA. RefSeq lists its product as uncharacterized. The record is from RefSeq and is a predicted model, not a curated record. Bases 290 to 2278 code for a protein of 662 amino acids. The transcript is spliced from 11 exons. Lineage: Eukaryota; Metazoa; Mollusca; Bivalvia; Mytilida; Mytilidae.